AUGGCUGUGCCUUCUUCCCCUUCAAGUAACCUCAAUAAGCGGUCCAUUACCUGCCUCACAGUCGGGCAAUCAGCAACGGCGACCUGGACCAAUAGCGCCGGCCAAACUUGUUCUUUCGUUGGUGUGGUUGGGAGCAAUUAUGGUGCCAACAGCGCAGGCCAUGGGGAUGACCCAAACUGCGGCGACGCCUACAAUGCGGCCGUUGACGAUUUCGCGGGAGGGCUUGUCGCAGGCUGCUCACAGACGAACCCUACAAACUCGGUAUCUCCUCCAAAUUCCAGUCCUGUUUGUGCCUGA
Molecule: messenger RNA, 297 nt
Organism: Aspergillus pseudonomiae
Lineage: Eukaryota; Fungi; Ascomycota; Eurotiomycetes; Eurotiales; Aspergillaceae
Exons: 2
Coding region: 1-297 (98 amino acids)
Source: RefSeq, a predicted model, not a curated record